Cervus elaphus (red deer) is the source of this 645-nucleotide messenger RNA. It is a transcript of the gene HMGN5, whose product is annotated as high mobility group nucleosome binding domain 5. Lineage: Eukaryota; Metazoa; Chordata; Mammalia; Artiodactyla; Cervidae. Gene Ontology annotation, biological process: chromatin organization. Gene Ontology annotation, cellular component: nucleus; chromatin. Bases 211 to 645 code for a protein of 144 amino acids. The transcript has 7 exons. Gene Ontology annotation, molecular function: nucleosomal DNA binding. The record is from RefSeq and is a predicted model, not a curated record.
CUCCUAACCAUUCACGUAGUUCGGUUGUGUCUUGGUGCGUUUAAUGUUGCCAAUAACGAGAGUUUUUUUUUUUUUUUUUUUUGAAGGCAAGUACAGGUCGUACUUUAAUUAGUUCAUUGAAAACUCAGUUGCUCUCUGAGCGGUCGUGGAGAGACUGCUUUCGGCUUUUUUCCUGCUGACUGCUAAGAUCUCCUAUAGAGAGCUGCAACAAUGCCCAAAAGAAAGGCUGCAGGUCAAGGUGAUGUGAAGCAAGAGCCAAAGAGAAGAUCAGCCAGACUGUCUGCUUUGCCUGUGCCCAUUAUACCAGAGUUGAAGUCCAAAAGAACAUCAACUCCAAGGAAAAUGAAGACCAAAAAUGAUAUGAUGGGAAAAAACACAGAUGCAAUUGCUGAAACCAUAGCUGAAACGAAGAAAGAAGUUGUUAAAGAAUACAACAAUGAAACUGCUGAAAAUGGAGGAGCAAAAAUUAUAGAGGCACCAGUUCCUGAAAGAGAAAUAGAGGAAAUAAUAGAAGAAAAAAUUGAAGAUAUCAAAGAAGAAGGGGAAGAAAAGAAAGAGGUAGUGGCAAAAGAUGGAAAAGAAUAUGAAAAAGAUGAAAAAGGAGAUGGAGAUCAAAAUAAGGAAGAAGUUUUGCCCCAUUCAUAA